Wasmannia auropunctata (little fire ant) is the source of this 394-nucleotide messenger RNA. RefSeq names its product beta-mannosidase-like. The transcript is spliced from 2 exons. Gene Ontology annotation, molecular function: beta-mannosidase activity. Gene Ontology annotation, biological process: glycoprotein catabolic process. The record is from RefSeq and is a predicted model, not a curated record. NCBI's taxonomy places the organism in Eukaryota, Metazoa, Arthropoda, Insecta, Hymenoptera, Formicidae. The coding region runs from base 11 to 349 and encodes 112 amino acids.
CAUUCGUAAAAUGCAAGCCAGUUUCUCAUGGGAUUGGGGGCCUGCUUUUCCCUCAAUUGGCAUUUGGAGAGAUGUUGAAUUGAUUCCUGUAAAUGAUAUAUUGAUUAAUGACAUUAUGACUGAUAUACGUAAUGAGAAUAAUGCCUGGAGCAUCUUCGUUACAAUAUUUUUCGAAGUAACGCAAAGCAAAGACGAAGAAUUCAGUUGUCAUAUAAUGUCGAUAUUGCAUAUUUCGCAGAGCAAACUUAUUAGCAAUACCAGCGAGAUUGUACUUGACGCAAGUAGGAAGUACAUAAAUGUUAACAUUUCACUCAUCGUGCCUGUAGUAAGUGCUAACAAUUAUUAUUAACAAUUGAAAUCUUAAAUUCCAACACGGUACAAAGCGGAUCUUUUG